UCAUGUUGAAAUCAUUCUGAAUCAAAAGUUUCCAAAUUCAAUUUUUUGAUUUCAAAAUGUCUAACGUUCAGCUAAUUGUAACACCUUUAAUCCUGAGUUUUCAGGCGCCUUUAUUGUACCCUCAAAAGCGCCUAAUUACACUGCUCAAUCCCAGCGAUAAGGCUGUGAUCUAUCGUAUUCAUUUAACCAAAGAUACGGAUUAUAGUGCAGAACCGUCGACUGGCAGGGUCGAGCCAUUUGAUACCACAGAGCUGACUGUAACGCUGUGGCCAAUUAAGGAGAAUUUACCCGGUGGCCAGCUAGAUGUGAGGAGCAUACCAGAAGACAUGAUCAAUGGGGCAAAUGAUAAAGACUGGAACUCAACGGAUGUCAAGUUCGAACUAGAUCCUAAUAAGACCCCAAGGCAAGAUGAUGAAACCUUGAGGAUGCGCCUGCAACGGCAGGAUCUCGCUCAGAUGUUUGAGAAACACUGCCAUCCAGUGUGUACCAAAUGUGCCAACCACUCAACCACUUCUCACCUCUGGCGAAACCGACUUACAUAUUUUCUUGUGGCUCUUGGCGUAGGUUUGGCUGCCUAUCUCAGCUAUAAAGCUUUGCUGAACUUGAAGUCCGAGCCUGUGUUUUAAGUUCGAAUCAAUUGAAUUAUGAAUUAUGCACAUAGAAAAGCCAGCCCCAAGCGGAUUUCACUCAGCCCCACGCUCACAGUUACCUAAAUCAAUCAUACGCGCCGAUGGCCUCAUUAGGCAGCCAUUUAGCUCAGCCAUUUGCACUCCCUCUUCAUUUGGCGUUCUCCCAAGUGUACACUCAGAAAAAAAACAAUAAGACGGAGGAGACAAUUGCAAUUUUAUAUCAUUUAUUAAAUUGCCAUAUUAAAUAAGA
Messenger RNA from Drosophila elegans, 879 nucleotides. RefSeq lists its product as uncharacterized. The coding region runs from base 57 to 626 and encodes 189 amino acids. Lineage: Eukaryota; Metazoa; Arthropoda; Insecta; Diptera; Drosophilidae. The transcript is spliced from 2 exons. The record is from RefSeq and is a predicted model, not a curated record.